Paramecium pentaurelia is the source of this 659-nucleotide messenger RNA. Lineage: Eukaryota; Ciliophora; Oligohymenophorea; Peniculida; Parameciidae. The record is from the annotation of a GenBank genome assembly.
AUGAGUGAUCAAAGACCAUACUUAUUAAGUCAAAAUAAAAGUGUACAUCAUUUCUAAAACACUUUCUUCAAAUAAGAACCAUCUCCUAGCAAAUCCCAUCGUAAAUAACUAGAAUAACAUGGAUCACCUAAUCAUUUAUCUACUUCUCUUUCCUUUUCAAAAUAACUUGCAAAUAAACCAAAAUAAGCAUAAUAAGACACUUCUUAUGUCUAUUAUCUUAUACAAUAAAUCAAAUAGAUGGAAUAAACAAUAGAAGAAUUAAAAUAAGAGAAUCAGUUAUUAAAAUCUCAAUAGAAGAUUGGAUAUCUAGUAUGAUUUAUUAUUAUAAAACAUAGGAUUUACAAUUUUAACAUAAAUAAAUGAAUAAAUAUCAUAAUAUAUUGAAGUCUGUUCAAUAAGUUAAAUUGGAUAAUAUAAAAUUAAGAAAAAGUAUAGAACAAAUGAAUUUGAUGAUGAAAAUCCAUUUGGCACCUGUGAAUGAAAUGUUUUAAUAGUUGAUUCAUCCAGAGAGUACAGCUAUUGCUUUUGCUCAUAAAGAUUCAAUAAAUCAUUAAUAGAAUGAUUCAAUAAAUGACUCAACAUUAAAUAUUAAAAUACAUGCUAAUAUAAACAAAUAUUAAAAAUGUAAAACUGAGACUUAACUCAAGGAUUAAAAAUGA